Molecule: messenger RNA, 639 nt
Organism: Moneuplotes crassus
Lineage: Eukaryota; Ciliophora; Spirotrichea; Euplotida; Euplotidae
Source: the annotation of a GenBank genome assembly
AUGGGAGGAACUAAUAAACUCGGGUUAAAUAGAAUAAAGAAGGAAUACAUUGCAAUACAAAAAGAUAAGACAUUGACUAACCUUUUAAUUGAGCCAAAUCCAAAGAACUUAUACGAAUGGCAUUUUGUAAUCUAUGAUCUUGAAGACUGACCCUAUGAAGGAGGAUUUUAUCAUGGAAAACUGAUUUUACCUCCAGAGUAUCCUGUCAAACCCCCUGGGAUUAUGAUGAUGACUCCAAAUGGGAGGUUCAAGACCAAUACUAGGAUUUGUCUCUCUAUGUCAGACUUCCACCCUGAGACGUGGUCUCCAUCAUGGAGCAUCUCAAAAGUAUUGAUAGGAUUGGUAAGCUUUAUGACCACAGACGAGCUAACAACAGGAUGAGAGAGGAAGAGUGACGAGGAACGUAGAAGACUCGCUGCCAGCUCCAUUGCAUACAACAUGAACACUAGCAUCUUCGUCAAGCUAUUCGAGCCCCAUUUCAGUAAGAUUGAGAUCAGCAAAGAGAGAAUAAAAAGAAGCGAAGUUGAGAAGGAAAUAUAUGAGGGAGAAAUCAAAGAGACAGAAAAGAAAACCGGCUGGGGAUUAACACUUGUUAUACUUUGUGUUAUUGGAGUAUUAAUAUUCCAAAAAUUUAGCUAA